Molecule: messenger RNA, 1428 nt
Organism: Aureobasidium subglaciale EXF-2481
Lineage: Eukaryota; Fungi; Ascomycota; Dothideomycetes; Dothideales; Saccotheciaceae
Exons: 2
Coding region: 59-1327 (422 amino acids)
Molecular function (GO): L-pipecolate oxidase activity; sarcosine oxidase activity; proline dehydrogenase activity
Source: RefSeq, a predicted model, not a curated record
CAGCCUCUGGAUAACUUCUCUUUGUGUCUUUCAACUUGUCCUUCAUCAAACCAUCGAGAUGCACAAAGAAGGUUCAAUUGUCGUUGUUGGAGCUGGCGUUUUCGGCCUGUCGACGGCUCUGGAGCUCAAGCGUCGCGGCUACGGCGACAUCACAGUCCUCGACCGCCAUCUUCCACCAGUCCCUGACGGCUCAUCGGUCGACAUAUCGCGUAUUGUCAGACCAGAUUAUGCAGAUGAGUUCUAUGCUCGAAUGGGCGUUGAAGCCCUCGAGGUCUGGCAGAAGGAAUACCCCGCAUUCUUUCACCGCAGCGGGCUUCUUUGUGCCCAGUCCGGAAGAGAGUUCGGAAAUGCUUACCUCAAAGAAGCUCGAGAGAAUCUGGAGAGAAUAGGAUGUAAAGCCACCUUGUGGUCCUAUACAGGGGAGGAAGCGACUGAGAGGUAUCCUGGCAUCCAUGGCGACUUGUCUCAGACUAGUGGCUAUUGCAACCUUGAUGCCGGAUGGGCGGAUGCUGCAGGCAGUAUCAAGCACCUGGCAAGUCUUUGCGAAAUAGCUGAUAUCAAGUUCCUGACAGGAGAAAGAGGUACUGUGACCGAGCUGAUUUCAGCCGAUGCCGCCGGUCGCCAGACGAUCACUGGUGUGCGAACAGCCGAUGGCGAGGCCACGGCCGCAAACACAGUCAUUCUGGCUACUGGAGCAUGGACACCACAUCUGAUCGGAGCUGGCAAUCGUUUCUUGUCUACUGGCCAACCUGUAGGCUACUUGAAACUUGCGCCCGAAGAAGCAGCCGAGAUGCAAGGCGGCCCUGUCAUGAUCAACCUGAGCACUGGCUGGUUUGCUUUCCCACCCACGGAUGACCACACCUUGAAGAUGGCAAGACAUGGCUACGGCUUCGAGACCACUCAUACAUUAGACUCGACUCGAUACUCAGCGCCCAGUGUGGCUUCCCAGUGUGAAUAUCUACCAGCCGAUGCAGAACAGGCUCUCAGAGAUGGUCUGGCGCUCUUUCUCCCGAAAUUCAGGGAUCGACCAUUCUCGAAGGCGAAGUUGUGUUGGUACACAGAUACACCCAAAGGCGACUUUAUCGUGGAUUAUCACCCUGAGUACACCAAUCUUUUCAUCGCUACUGGUGGCAGCGGACACGCGUUUAAAUUCCUUCCCAUACUCGGGAGUUAUGUGGCCGAUAAUUUUGAGGGUACAGCUUCGGAAGAACAGAGGAAAAAAUGGGCAUGGACGGAGUCUGCUGAGCCCAUCAUGCCAGGAGAUGGUAGUCGUGGUGGGCCAGCUCGAAGAGUGCUGACGAAGGAAGAGCAGGCAAAACUGUUUUAGCUCAUCACGAUAGUCUCUCACGAGUCGUUCCGAACAGGAACUUGAUUGAUGUGAUGUAAGAAAAGCAUAGUGAAAAAUAAAAAAACCAUAACGCCCGAGGC